GCUGUUGUGUUAGCUUUCCCAGGGUGCGCCGCGGCCGGGGCGUCCCUAGCAACGCAUGAAAGUGAAAGGGAGGGAGAGAAAGAAGCUACCGGGAUCGCGGAGACAUCAUGGGGCAGGAUUACUACUCGGUGCUGGAGAUCACCCAUAGCGCCGGGGAUGGGGACAUUAAAAAAGCGUACCGGAAGUUGGCUUUGAAGUACCAUCCCCUAAAAAAUAAGGAGCCGUCGGCGCCGCACCGAUUCCGGCAGAUUGCAGAGGCCUACGAUGUGCUCAGUGACCUCAGAAAGAAGGCGACGUAUGAUAAGUUCGGAGAGGAGGGUCUGAAAGGGGGGAUCCCGGCUGAGUUUGGGGGUCAGGACGCUUGGACCUCGGGGUACACGUAUCAUGGGAAUCCUGACAAGACCUUCAAGGAGUUCUUUGGGGGAGAUAAUCCGUUUGCAGACUUCUUCACACCAGACGGAUGUGAAGUGAACACAGGAUUUGGGGGUCUGCGAGGAAGAGGAGUGAAGAAACAGGACCCCCCAAUAGAGCGAGAUCUCUUCCUGUCUCUGGAGGACUUGUAUUUUGGGUGCACAAAGAAGAUCAAAAUUUCCCGUAGGGUAAUGAAUGAAGACGGCCACACGUCCAGCAUCCGGGAUAAAAUCCUCUCCAUAGACGUCCCUCCCGGGUGGAGAUCGGGGACCAGAAUCACAUUUCCUAAUGAAGGUGACCAGGGCCCCAACAUCAUCCCGGCAGACAUUGUAUUCAUCGUAAAGGAGAAGCCCCACCCCCGCUUCAUAAGACAAGAAGACAAUUUGAUCUACACAGCAAACAUCGAACUUGGCAAGGCUCUGACAGGCUGCACUGUAGAAGUGGAAACACUGGAUGAAAGACUAUUGAACAUUCCCAUCAACGACAUCGUACACCCCAAGUACAGUAAGGUGGUCCCCGGGGAGGGGAUGCAGACACCCAGUGACCUUACCGUAAAGGGCGACCUGAUCAUCCAAUUUGACAUCCAGUUUCCAGAACACCUGACGCCGGAGAAGAAGCAGCUGCUCCGGAAAGCGCUCCUGACCCGAGACGCGUGAUACAUUGUAGCCGAGACACGUAUCCAAUCUAUCUGCAGCACAGCAAGUGGACUCGCUCAUCUGCCAUAGUUGGACACUAUGACCGAGCGUUGCACCACUAAAACUCAUACAGCAGGGGGCGGUGUAGUUUGACGACACAUCUCAUAAGUAGUUAGGAUUUCUCUACCAGGGUGCCUCCAGCUGUUGCAAAACUACAAC
This is a messenger RNA of Hyla sarda, 1265 nucleotides long. It is a transcript of the gene DNAJB13, whose product is annotated as DnaJ heat shock protein family (Hsp40) member B13. Gene Ontology annotation, molecular function: protein-folding chaperone binding. Gene Ontology annotation, cellular component: cytosol. The coding region runs from base 108 to 1067 and encodes 319 amino acids. NCBI's taxonomy places the organism in Eukaryota, Metazoa, Chordata, Amphibia, Anura, Hylidae. The record is from RefSeq and is a predicted model, not a curated record. The transcript is spliced from 8 exons.